Acanthosepion pharaonis is the source of this 948-nucleotide messenger RNA. Lineage: Eukaryota; Metazoa; Mollusca; Cephalopoda; Sepiida; Sepiidae. The record is from the annotation of a GenBank genome assembly.
AUGCCAAUUUCUCAAUUGUGGCGUUUUUUACCUGCCUUCAAAAUCAAUGGUCGAAUCCUGUAUUUUACCGGAGCGCAGCCUCUUAUCUGUCUAUGUUGGCGCUUUCUUUCUUUUUCGGUAUUCCAACUUUCUUUAUUCAUCAGAUGUUUCUUUCUAUCGAACUCAAAUGGUUCUAUCUAUCUAUCUAUCUAUCUAUCUAUCUAUCUACGGUGGUUUGUUGUUUCUUUCUCAACUAGUUCUAUCUAUCUAUCUAUCUAUCUAUCUAUCUAUCUAUCUAUCUAUCUAUCUAUUUCUUUCUCAACUGGUUGUUUCUUCUUCUAUCUAUCUCUAUCUAUCUGGUGGUUUGUUGUUUCUUUCUCAUCUGGUUCUAUCUAUCUAUCUAUCUAUCUAUCUACGGUGGUUUGUUGUUUCUUUCUCAACUGGUUGUAUCUAUCUAUCUAUCUAUCUAUCUAUCUAUCUAUCUAUCUAUCUAUCUAUCUACGGUGGUUUGUUGUUUCUUUCUCAACUGGUUGUAUCUAUCUAUCUAUCUAUCUAUCUAUCUAUCUGAUUUGUUGUUUCUUUCUCUACUGGUGGUUUGUUGUAUCUAUCUAUCUAUCUAUCUAUCUAUCUAUCUAUCUAUCUACGGUGGUUUGUUGUUUCUUUCUCAACUGGUUGUAUCUAUCUAUCUAUCUAUCUAUCUAUCUAUCUAUCUACGGUGGUUUGUUGUUUCUUUCUCAACUGGUUCUAUCUAUUUAUCUAUCUACGGUGGUUUGUUGUUUCUUUCUCAACUGGUUCUAUCUAUCUAUCUAUCUACCUAUCUAUCUAUCUAUCUACGGUGGUUUGUUGUUUCUUCCUCAACUGGUUCUAUCUAUCUAUCUAUCUAUCUAUCUAUCUAUCUACAGUGGUUUAUGGUUUCUUUCUCAAGUGGAUAUUCUUUUCAUAUCAGAUGGUUCUUUGUUUCGAACGUAG